Messenger RNA from Cucurbita maxima (winter squash), 4106 nucleotides. Its product is annotated as protein BRASSINOSTEROID INSENSITIVE 1. The coding region runs from base 324 to 3896 and encodes 1190 amino acids. The record is from RefSeq and is a predicted model, not a curated record. The transcript has a single exon. Gene Ontology annotation, molecular function: ATP binding; protein binding; protein kinase activity. Lineage: Eukaryota; Viridiplantae; Streptophyta; Magnoliopsida; Cucurbitales; Cucurbitaceae. Gene Ontology annotation, biological process: protein phosphorylation; hormone-mediated signaling pathway. Gene Ontology annotation, cellular component: plasma membrane.
UGGGUUUGAAAAAGUUUGAAACUUUGAAUAUUUAAAUCACUCUGUUCUUCAUCUUAGAUAAGCUUAAUCAAGAUUAAUUAAUUGAAUUAGGGUUUUGUUUCUCCUUUUUUUGUUGCAGACUCACAUGGCAUGUGACCAACAGCUGUGCCCACUCUCUCUGCUUCAUAAAUACCCUUCUUCCCUUCCUUCCUCAGACUUUUGAUCCCAUCUCCCUCUCUCUCUGGAAAACCCAGAGCUACUGAGCUCUGCUUCUCCCUCUCUAAUGGCGGACUUCGAACCCUAACACAGUUUUCCGCUUCCUUUUUGCUUAUUACCCCAAAACAAUGAUACCCUUUUCCUCAUCUUCUUCAAUAUCCUUUCUGUUCUUCUUUUUCUUCCUUUUUUACCUCUCUGUUUUCUCUGUUUCUUCUUCUCAUACAGACGCCCAGCAGCUGAUUUCAUUGAAAUCUUCACUUCCCAAUCCAAACCUCCUUCAAAACUGGCUUUCCAACGGCGACCCAUGUUCGUUUUCCGGCGUUUCCUGCAAGGAAACCAGAGUUUCCGCCAUAGAUUUGAGCUUCGUGUCGUUGAGCUCUAAUUUCAGCCAUGUUUUCCCUUUGCUUGCGGCUCUCGACCAUUUGGAAUCGCUUUCUCUGAAAUCCACGAACCUUACUGGCUCCAUUUCCCUGCCCGCUGGAUUCAAAUGUAGCCCUCUUCUUUCUUCUCUUGAUCUGUCACUCAAUGGCUUGUUCGGCUCUGUUUCUGAUGCCUCUUAUUUGGGGCUUUGUUCCAAUAUCAAGUCGCUUAAUCUGUCAUUUAACGCUUUUGAUUUUCCCCCAAAAGACUCUGCCGCCGGAUUGAAGCGGGAUUUGCAAGUUCUUGAUCUUUCUUCCAAUCGGAUUGUUGGGUCGAAAUUAGUUCCAUGGGUUCUCUCUACUGGGUGUAGUAAUUUGCAGUUCUUGGCAUUGAAGGGCAACAAAAUCAGCGGCGAAAUUAAUCUCUCAUCCUGUAAUAAACUCCAGCAUUUGGAUAUCUCCGGCAACAAUUUCUCUGCGGGUAUUCCGUCGUUAGGCGAUUGCUCUGUUUUGGAGUAUCUUGAUAUAUCCGGCAAUAAGUUCACCGGCGACGUCGGAAAUACUCUGUCUUCUUGUUUGCAACUGAGAUUUCUGAAUCUCUCGAGCAACCAGUUUCAGGGAUCAAUCCCUUCAUUUUCAUCGCCGAAUUUGUGGUUUCUUUCGCUUGCUAACAACGAUUUUCAGGGGGAGAUUCCGGUGAGUAUUGCUGAUUCUUGUUCUAGUUUGGUUCAUUUGGAUCUUUCUGAAAAUAGAUUGAUUGGGGGUAUACCUUCUGGUUUGGGGUUUUGUUCUUUGUUGGAAUCUUUGGACAUUUCUAAAAAUAACCUCUCUGGUGAGCUCCCCAUUGAUGUUUUUGCCAAAAUGAGUAGUUUGAAGAGACUGUCCAUGUCGGAUAACAAGUUUUUCGGGGUUUUGUCGGAUUCUCUGUCUCAGCUCACCACUUUGAAUUCCUUGGAUCUGAGUUCUAAUAACUUCUCUGGCUCGAUUCCUGUCGGGCUCUGUGAAGAUCCUAAGAACAGCUUGAAAGAAUUGUUUCUUCAGAACAAUUGGUUGACUGGUCGGAUCCCUGCAAGUAUUAGCAACUGUUCUCAGCUGGUUUCGCUUGAUUUGAGCUUCAACUUUCUGAGUGGGACUAUCCCUUCAAGCUUGGGAUCACUAUCUAAGCUGAAGAACUUGAUCAUGUGGUUGAAUCAGCUGGAGGGGGAGAUUCCAUCGGAUUUUAAGAACUUUCAGGGGCUUGAGAAUCUGAUCCUGGAUUUCAAUGAGCUCACCGGGACGAUUCCUUCUGGGCUAAGCAAUUGCACAAACUUGAACUGGAUUUCGUUGUCGAACAACCGGUUGAGCGGAGAGAUACCGAGGUGGAUUGGGCAGCUGCCAAGCCUGGCCAUACUUAAGCUGAGUAACAACUCAUUCCAUGGAAGGAUUCCUCGGGAGCUGGGUGAUUGUCGGAGCUUGAUCUGGCUUGAUCUGAAUACGAAUUUGUUGAACGGAACGAUUCCACCGGAGCUGUUUCGACAAUCGGGUAACAUUGCUGUAAACUUUAUCACUGGGAAGUCUUAUGCUUACAUUAAGAAUGAUGGUAGCAAGCAGUGCCAUGGAGCUGGAAAUUUGGUGGAGUUUGCUGGGAUAAGACAGGAACAAGUGAACAGGAUAUCAAGUAAGAGUCCCUGCAAUUUCACCAGGGUUUAUAAAGGAAUGACUCAACCGACUUUUAACCAUAACGGGUCGAUGAUCUUCCUCGAUCUUUCGCAUAAUAUGUUGUCUGGUAGUAUUCCAAAGGAGAUUGGUUCUACAAAAUAUCUGUACAUAUUGGAUUUGGGGCACAACAGGGUGUCGGGAGGCAUUCCGCAGGAGCUGGGCGACUUGACGAAGCUCAACAUUCUUGAUCUGUCAAGCAAUGAGCUUGAAGGAUCAAUACCAUUAUCCUUGACUGGGCUUUCCUCCCUCAUGGAGAUUGAUCUGUCAAACAAUCAUCUCAAUGGUUCGAUACCCGAAUCAGCUCAGUUCGAAACGUUCCCGGCAUCUGGUUUUGCAAAUAAUUCUGGCCUCUGUGGGUAUCCUCUGCCUCAAUGCAGGGUUGAUUCAGCAGCAAAUGCAAACUCUCAGCAUCAAAGAUCUCACAGGAAACAGGCAUCGCUUGCAGGGAGCGUCGCAAUGGGGCUACUAUUCUCCCUCUUCUGUAUAUUCGGUCUGAUCAUAGUCGUUAUCGAGAUGAAGAAGAGAAGGAAAAACAAGGAUUCUGCUCUUGAUUCUUAUAUUGACACUCAUUCCCAUUCAGGCACCACAACCACCGUUAACUGGAAGAACACCUGUGUUCGUGAAGCAUUGAGCAUCAAUCUUGCAACAUUCGAGAAGCCUCUUCGGAAGCUUACGUUUGCAGAUCUUCUCGACGCCACCAAUGGCUUCCACGACAAUACGCUUAUUGGUUCGGGGGGUUUCGGUGACGUAUAUAAGGCCCAAUUGAAGGAUGGAAGCAUUGUAGCCAUCAAGAAGCUCAUUCAUGUCAGUGGACAGGGUGAUAGGGAGUUCACUGCAGAAAUGGAAACCAUUGGCAAAAUCAAACACCGAAACCUCGUUCCUCUUCUCGGCUACUGCAAAGUCGGAGAUGAACGCCUGCUUGUGUACGACUACAUGAAAUAUGGAAGCUUGGAAGACGUUUUACACGAUCAUAACAAGGCUGGAAUCAAACUCAAUUGGGCUGCUAGAAGAAAGAUUGCCAUUGGAGCUGCUAGGGGCCUGGCUUUCCUUCACCACAAUUGCAUCCCUCACAUCAUCCACAGGGACAUGAAAUCCAGCAAUGUCUUAUUGGAUGAGAACUUGGAAGCCAGAGUCUCUGAUUUUGGUAUGGCUCGACUCAUGAGUGCUAUGGACACCCAUUUGAGUGUCAGCACAUUAGCCGGUACCCCCGGUUACGUCCCUCCCGAAUAUUACCAAAGCUUCCGCUGUUCGACCAAAGGCGAUGUGUAUAGCUACGGUGUCGUUAUGCUUGAGCUUUUGACAGGAAAACGACCCACAGAUUCUGCCGAUUUUGGGGACAACAACCUCGUCGGAUGGGUUAAACAACACGCCAAGUUGGACCUAACCAAUGUCUUCGAUCCCGAGCUCUUGAAGGAAGAUCCCAACCUUAAGAUAGAGCUUUUAGAACACUUGAAAGUAGCUGUUGCUUGCUUAGAUGAUAGGUCCUGGCGGCGUCCAACCAUGAUCCAAGUGAUGACGUUGUUCAAGGAAAUCCAAGCUGGGUCGGGGAUGGAUUCGCAAUCUACCAUCGGAUCCGACAACGGUGGAUUCAGCAUCGACAUGGUAGACAUGAGCUUAAAGGAAGUACCAGAAGGCAAGUACUAGAAAAUGAAAAAAGGUUCAAAAGAAUAUAUGAAAGUGGAGAUAAUGAAGAGAUUUGCAGCUCCAAAUUUUAAAGAACUUCAUGUUUAUCAAUGGAAUGCAGCUGCUUCUUCUGCAUCUCUACCAAUUGAUUGUAUGUAAUCUUCGUUGUUUUAUACAUAAAAGUCCUAAACUUUUCAAAAAAAUGUGUAUAUAAACAGUUUCUUUCACUUA